Messenger RNA from Nicrophorus vespilloides, 1901 nucleotides. It is a transcript of the gene Herp, whose product is annotated as homocysteine-responsive endoplasmic reticulum-resident ubiquitin-like domain member 2 protein. Bases 228 to 1199 code for a protein of 323 amino acids. The transcript has 3 exons. NCBI's taxonomy places the organism in Eukaryota, Metazoa, Arthropoda, Insecta, Coleoptera, Silphidae. The record is from RefSeq and is a predicted model, not a curated record. Gene Ontology annotation, molecular function: protein binding. Gene Ontology annotation, biological process: endoplasmic reticulum unfolded protein response.
ACGUGACAAUGACGUUUGCUGUGCGUAAUGGUUACGGGGACCAAUGGUAGUGGGACAGAUAUUAUUUGUGCGGACGAUUGUUGAUUGUAAAUAAUAUGAGAGUAUUGUCAGAGGCGUAGAGUGUGCGAGGAUUUCUGUUGGGUCGAUCGAAUUUCAAGUGGGACAGAGAGAGAGGAGGACAGGACACGGUAGAAGGAUUUGGAGGCGAGCUGAAGCUGCUAGAGAAGAUGGAAACGCUGCCGGUAACGUUGAUAGUGAAAGCCCCGAAUCAGCAAAUCGAGGAUCAGACUGUUCGCUGUGAACUGUCAUGGACUAUACAGAAGCUGAAGCAACAUUUGUCGGAAGUAUAUCCCAGCAAACCACCGAGAAAUGAACAGAAGUUGAUUUAUUCUGGAAAAUUGCUGAACGAUUCAGUCGUGCUGAAGGAUAUCCUGCGACAAUUCGAUGGUCAGGACACUCACACCGUCCAUCUGGUCUGCACACCAAAAUUCACUCCACAGACUGAAUCCUCCCCACAGACCACCGCUGCUCCACCAAGAGAACAAUCAGCGGCUUCUGCUGCAGCCGUCGAUCCACCACCGCCCCAUUCCAAUGAACCCUUUAACAACCAAAGAUUCCCAGACUGGUAUAACCAUCAGUUCAAUAUGAUGGACGCACAGACUAUGCAGUUGGUCAUGCAGCAGGCCUACAUGCAAUAUAUGAACCAUUACAUUAGCAUUGCAAAUCAUAUGCAAAAUGUGAAUUAUGGUCAACCGAUUGCGGAAACCCUUCAGCAAGCUGCGCAGGCCAUCCCCGAUAUGCAAGAUCAACCGCAAGACCCGGCACAGCCUCCCGCGUACCAACCGCAAGCGCAGCAACCGCAGAUACCGAACAUCCCCGAAGCACAUAUUGGACGUGAUCCGGAUCGAGAGGGAAAUCGCGAUUGGCUGGACGUCUUCUACUUGCUGAGCCGAAUGAUGGUCUUCAUCAGCGUCGUGUAUUUCUACUCGAGCCCCGUGCGAUUCAUAUUCGUGGUAGUUUUAGGUUUAGCCCUUUACCUUUAUCAGAUAGGUUUCUUCAGGAACGUCAACAUCAACAACAAUAAUAUAGCGCAAGGCGAUGCAGCCGAAAUUCAGGCGCCCACACGACUCAUGGUACUGUGGACGUUCUUCACCACGUUCUUUGCUUCUCUCAUACCGGAAAUACCGAAUGUCAUCUAAGGCAGACGUUUCCGAUCUGCUCUGCACUGCGGAAAUUUCGAUGAUCAAAGUAAAUAGAGCAUACAACAUACAUAUAGUUUCAAAUUAGUGAAACACUUGCAACACGAUUCUGUAAAUAAAAUUCUUUAUUAUUAUUUUGUUAUUAAUAUAUUAAUAGAAAACAAAAGCAAAGAAUUAUAUAUAUAUACGUUAUUAUUCUACACAAAGAACGCUUAAUUUUGAAUAAUUUACAAUGCGCUGGUAAUAACAUAUCACGGUGUCCAAAUUAAGUUUUUCGCCCCUCGUUUCGUUGCUUAUGAAUUAAUAUCAUUUUCAAUAUCGACGAGACGAAAAUAUUGCAAUAACCGUGUAUAUUAUUAUAUUAAGCUAUGUUUAGUUGGGUACAUACAUAUUUGUGAUCGUAUGUUAUUGAUUUUGGAAACUUACAUUAAUUAGGCUGAGGGGAUGAAAACACUGUAAGGAUGAUAGGAAAUGGCAUUGACAGGGUAUAUAUAAUACAGAAUAUCCAAGAAAAAGGUCAAAUUGAAAACAUGUUUUGUUGUAGGAAAAUUCAACUUCGUAUUUAUUGGAAUACGACUUAGCUUACAUAUAAUUGUAAAUAUAUAUACGAUGCUAGGUUUUUAGAUAAAUAUGUGAUUUUAAUAAUAAGAUUAUACAAAAAAAAAAAAUAUGAAAAAUACAAAAAAAAACUUUUCCUUGAAA